Messenger RNA from Dermatophagoides pteronyssinus (European house dust mite), 1554 nucleotides. RefSeq names its product cytochrome P450 4c3-like. The record is from RefSeq and is a predicted model, not a curated record. Lineage: Eukaryota; Metazoa; Arthropoda; Arachnida; Sarcoptiformes; Pyroglyphidae. Gene Ontology annotation, molecular function: monooxygenase activity; oxidoreductase activity, acting on paired donors, with incorporation or reduction of molecular oxygen; heme binding.
ACGAUUCAAAUCGAUGAUUGAUAAAUUUCCCGGAAUUCGUUUUCCAUUUUCAAGAAUUUUAAUAGGAAAUUUGAAUAUUUUAUUAACCGAAAAUUGGACAAUGGAUAAAAUUCUUGAUAAUUUUUUUCAAUUAACAAUUGGUGCGAGAAUAGUUUUCGAUAGAACAUUUUGUUUUUGGCGAUCAAUCGUACCGAUGGUGGUCAUUUUUAAGGCUGAUGUUGCCGAAAAAAUAUUAUCCAGUAAUGAUAUUUUUAUCGAUAAAGAUAAUCAGUAUGAUGCACUAAAACCAUGGUUAAAUGAAAGUCUGUUGAUAAGGACAUCGAAUAAAUGGCGUUCUCGACGAAAAUUGUUAACACCGGCAUUUCAUUUCAACAUACUUGAACAAUUCUUACCGAUAAUGAAUGAACAGGCUAAUAUUUUAGCUCAAGUGAUUCAAGAUCACCAGAAAAAGGCGGGUGGUAAUUAUAUUGAUGUUGUGCCAUUGAUGGAGAGUGCUACUUUGGAUAUCAUUUCGGAAACUGCAAUGGGAGUAAAAAUUGAAUCACAACUCGGCAAAAAUCAUGAUUACAUCGAUGCAGUUGCAAGAGUUUUAGCUACAAGUUUGAAACGAAUGUUGGUGCCGUGGCUUCAAUGCGAUAUCAUUUAUUUCAAUUUAUUUGCCGAAGGACGUAAACAUCGUCAAGAUAUUAAUUUAGUCCAUCAAUUUACAAUGAAUGUGAUUAAACAACGUAAAAUCGAGAUUAUAAAUCGAAAAAAACAUAAAACUGACUUAAACUCCAACGAACAUAAACGACGUUUAGCAUUUAUGGAUUUAUUGAUCGAACAACAUCUCAAAGAUCCGAAUAAUUUUACUGAAUUAGAUAUUCGUGCAGAAGUUGAUUUAUUCAUGUUUGCAGGUCAUGAUACAUCGGCGACAUCUUUGAUUUGGGCUUUACAUUUAUUAGGAAAUCACCCGGAUAUUCAGGAUCGUGUCCAUAAAGAAAUUGAUGAAAUACGUUCACAAUGUGAUCAUGAUGAUAAUCAAACAAUGAUUAAUUGGAGUCAAAAUGAAUUACGACAAAUGAAAUUUUUGGAAGUAUGUAUUAAAGAAUCGUUACGAAUAUAUCCACCAAUACCAUUUAUAUCACGUCAAGCACAUCAAGAUACAGAAAUUGAACCAAAUCUGGUGGUACCAAAAGGAACAUCAAUAUUAUUGUCGCUUUAUUCAAUUCAACGUGAUCCAAAAUAUUUUCAACAACCAGAACGUUUCAUACCUGAUCGUUUUAUCGAAGAUUCUAAACAUUAUUUUGGCUGUAUGAAUUCAUUUGCAUUUGUACCAUUUUCAGCCGGACCACGAAAUUGUAUUGGACAAAAAUUUGCUUUACAAGAAGAAAAAGUCAUAUUAGCUACUUUAUUAUCCAAAUAUCGUAUAGAAUCCGGUGAAAAUGUUGGUAAUGUUGCCAUAGAACCUUCAAUAGUUUUAGCACCAAAAUCAUCCAUCAAUAUUCGUUUCAUACCCCGUUUCAUGAAUGAAUGAUUAUUUUUAAAUUAAAUAUUGUACGCAAUGCAAUGGAC